AUGAGCGCAAUCACUCUCACCAGCUCCGAUGGAGUUGACAUCUCGGUCGAGCGCACCACCGCCGAGCGCUCUGUCUUGAUCAAGAACAUGCUCGAGGAUCUUGGCGACUCUGGAGAGGCUAUCCCCAUUCCCAACGUCAACGAGGCCGUCCUCAAGAAGGUCAUUGAAUGGUGCGAGCACCACAAGAAUGAUCCCCCUAGCGCCAACGAUGAUGAUGACAACCGCCGCAAGACUACCGACAUCGAUGAAUGGGACCAGAAGUUCAUGCAGGUGGACCAGGAGAUGCUCUUCGAGAUUAUCCUCGCCGCCAACUACUUGGAUAUCAAGGCCCUCUUGGAUGUCGGCUGUAAGACAGUCGCGAACAUGAUCAAGGGCAAGUCCCCAGAGGAAAUCCGCAAGACUUUCAACAUCCAGAACGACUUCACCCCCGAGGAAGAGGACCAGAUCCGCCGCGAGAACGAGUGGGCUGAGGAUCGUUAA
This is a messenger RNA of Penicillium paradoxum, 480 nucleotides long. It is a transcript of the gene skpA, whose product is annotated as SCF ubiquitin ligase subunit skpA. Gene Ontology annotation, molecular function: cullin family protein binding. The transcript is spliced from 5 exons. Gene Ontology annotation, biological process: SCF-dependent proteasomal ubiquitin-dependent protein catabolic process; mitotic cell cycle. NCBI's taxonomy places the organism in Eukaryota, Fungi, Ascomycota, Eurotiomycetes, Eurotiales, Aspergillaceae. The coding region runs from base 1 to 480 and encodes 159 amino acids. Gene Ontology annotation, cellular component: nucleus; cytoplasm. The record is from RefSeq and is a predicted model, not a curated record.